AUGGCAGAUGGUCAAGAGGGAAAUCAGGUACGCAAUGCGACACAUGGGACGCGGGCAUGCACAUAUCGCCGUACAUUCACCUCGGCAUGGUUUGCGUCAUGUUUGGUGCAGCGGGCCGUCAGUCUUCCUGGUCUUCCUCUCGAUGGCCUAUGCAAGGUGUGCGACAACUUGCUUACCGACGAAACAAUCGCACUCGGAAGUCUCUGCCCCUCCCUUCACAAGUCGACCAAGGACCCCGCCCUCUACAAGCGGCUGACCGUCACCCCCCGGACACACAAGAAGUGGCGCAACGCGCGCCGGCCCGUGCUGAGAGAGCUGCGCGUGCGGCUCAGCUCGCUGCAGAGGGCCAGCAUCACGACGGACGAGGAGGUGGGCAGGCAGGGGCCGCACCAGUGGCCCGACAGCAUGGAGGGGGACAGCGAUGCGUCAGAGGACGAGGCACUUCGUGAGCUGGGGAGGUGUGAGGCCCAAUGGUUUCGCUGCGAGGGUGAGCACCUCAAAGCCGUCGGCAACCGGGCCAAAUACGCCAAAUUGAUUGAGGUGAGAUGGGCGGGAUGGCAAGGAAAGACAUUCCAGAGUGAAUGGAUGAUAGAAUUUUCCUCUGUGCGUGUGCAGGCGUCGAAAAAGACGAUAGAGGAGGUGGAUCUGUUGGAGGAGACGGCCGCUACGGUCUUCACACACGCCGAUUCUUCGAAGCAUCCGCCGAAGCUGAUGGUAGGCGACGUGCAGGUCUGCUUGGCACACACUUAUGUGUGUACAUGCAUCCACAGGACCCACCUCGCCACGAGUAUCCCAAGCUGCGGAGCGUGUCGCUCAAGGGACCACUGUGGGCAGGUGUAGCCUACUGUCGCAAGUGGAGGUGAGGGGGACAACACAGAGUGUGGUGCACUUGGGUGCACGCCGGUCAUUUGCCCUCUGUUUGCAGGUUGCCGGCCCUCGAGACCUUCACUGUCGGAUGCCUGGAUAAUCUCUACAGCCUGGAGUGUCUGAGGGACGACGAGUUCAUUCGCGCCUGGCUCCGCGCCACCACUGACCUCACCCACCUCCAGAUGUACAUCGAUGCAGACGGUGACAUGGCGGCGCUCGACGCCUGCCCCUCACUUGCGAGGCUGGUGUCACUCGGUGUCGUAAAGUUCGGAGAUCCCGUCAGAAGCAGCAAGCUGGUCAGCGUGCUGCGGGCCAAGGGGGCGGUCGGUGGCGAGGACGGCGUGCGGGGCCGCAUCGCGAGAGUGGCCAUCAAGUUCCCUGAAUGGUGCGACCUGGGCUCGUAUGAUGAGUUCAUCAACAAGGCACUGCCGCGCCUGUGGAGAUUUGUGCGCGAGGUUGCUGGAGAGGGCAUUUGUGCAGAGUCCACCGUCGUGACCACGAUGCCCGAUGGGCCACCCCUUCCCCUUCCCCUCCCCCACCCAGUCCCCGCCCCCACAGCCAGCGACGCGUCAGACGAUGACGCCGAACACGACAACGGCACCCAGGACCUCAUUCCCUCGCCACACCCACCGGCCAAGAGACCCAGAGCCGGACGACACAACAGAGGCCCCCCUGCGCCUCCCAAGCGGCCUGCGCGGGCCGGGGCUCUUCACCGAUUCAACUUGCGCAUCGAGCAGGAGCUCUUCACCGACGAGCUGCUGCGCAUCAAGGCCGGUGAUGCGCUAUCCGUCCGGUACGUGCAUGAGAGGGCGCGGAGAGCCAAGGAUGUCCUCAUCUCCGCCUGGUCCACUGCCGAUGUGCGGCCGACGUUUGGUGAUGUGGUGUUUGAGGAGGCGCCGAAGGUCACGCUGCAGCCCUGGGAUGAGGGCGACCCGCCCAGCGCCGACCAGCCAUCAUUCCUCUUCCCCAUCAUGCCUGCGCAUGCCCCUUCCAGCGGUCCCAGCAGCAGCACCAGCAGCAGCAGCAGCAUGGAUGGGGCAGCUGUCGCGAGAAGGCGCUUCCCCAAGUGCCACAAGCUCCGCAUAGAGCAUCCGACGAAAGCGAUGAUCGACGAUGGAGGACUGACCCCGAUCCUGACCAACGUGAGCGGCCAGAUCAGGCAGCUGUUCGUCGAGCAGAAGGACUCCAUGUUUGUCGGUGACGGGAUAGCAGCGGUAGCACCGGAGGAGCUGGUCGACACCCUCCUGGAGUGCCAUCGCCUCCUCGGUGCGCCAACAGCUCAUCUGGAGGCCUUCAACUACUACUACGAUACGCGUGGCAGCCUCAGGAUCCCCUCCCAGCUGUGCGAUUCAGCCCCCUAUCUGCUGUUCACCGACCGCCGCCUGGCCUGCCGGCUCAUCCCCAGCCGGCACUUGCUGCUAGCCGCGCCCCGCUGCGUGCACUCAGUGCACGGGGACGUGCAGACAGACUUCAUCGUCGCCGUCGUGCAGAACACGCCAGGUAGGUGGGUUUCAGUCAGUCCAACCCGCGUCCUUCUGCCGGACAUGAUGGAUCUCCCUGCUGUAUGUGUGUCAGGUCUGCGCCGCCUGACGCUGAGGGAGACGCCGGUGCGGGACGAAGACCGCAGCCCCGAGCAGAUCGAUUUCUGCAGGCCUGUAGCCACAUAUAGUGACGACGAGGGCGAGAAGAAGGAGCUCUUCACACGCCUGCCAUACCCAGCUUAUCUGGCAACGUCUGCUGUGGACGCGGCACUGGAGGUGGCUGGCUUGCCCUUCGUGGUAGUCAGGAGUAGCCCCACGCAGCUGGAGAUAGCGUAGGGCAGCCACACCUGUCGCAGAUAGGCAGGUCGACGGUAGAUCAUGGUAGACUGACUGAUGCCAUGCCGGCAGAUUCGCUCGUGCAGAUGAGUGGAUCUUUGUGAGUAGUGAGUUGUGUCUGCUUUCAUCGACACUGGCUUAUUGUAAUUGCCUUGUCAAUAGCUGCAACAAAAGAUCUGCAUGCAUGCAUCCCCUCC
Vitrella brassicaformis is the source of this 2881-nucleotide messenger RNA. The record is from the annotation of a GenBank genome assembly. Lineage: Eukaryota; Vitrellaceae.